GUGGUCGACAUGGUGAAGUAUAGAUUGGGGCAAAAGUGUAUUUAAACAAAAGGUGAAGGAGGAAUCAGAUAAACAUAAGAACUCGUCAAACACUUCAUUAAAUUCUCCAUCACCCCAUCAUCAAUCAAAAAUACUAAAUUCCAAUAAAAAUUCCUCCCGGUGUGAUGUGACGGUCAACACUCCAUAUCUUCUUCUACACUUGCCCAAAUCUCUCUCUCUCUCUCUCUCUUUCUCUCUCAUCGGCCUGUCAAUAUUCGUGACGGCCAAAACAGCAACCGUCAUUUCUUUGUUUCUUCAACUACAAGCCUAAAAUCCAAACGCGUAAUCCCUUUGAUGCAAAUCCUUUUAGCUUCUCCACCACCCAUAACUUUUUUUGCCCUUAAAUAUCAUCCAUUUUUCACCCCGUCGUUCUAAAACCCUUUUGAAUUAAACAAUGGUUGGAUUCAAGAGCAUAGCUUGGCUGCCGGAGGCCACUCACCGCCGUAUCUCCGCCGCAUCGAAGAAAAAUAAGGGCUCCAUUUUAGGGAUUCUCGCUUUCGAGACGGCGAAAACCAUGUCGAGAUUAGUCUCCAUCUACAAAUCCUUAUCCGACGAGGAAAUUUCCAGGUUGAAAAACGACGUCAUCAAAUCCCAAGGAGUUGCGUAUUUGAAUUCCGUUGACGAGGAGUUUCUGCUGAGCCUCGCCUUUGCUGAGAGGCUCGAGGAUCUCGAUCGCGCCGCCAACUCCGUUUCUCGAUUGGGGAAAAAAUGCGACGAUUUAGGGCUCAAUCGAUUCGAUCUCGUCUACACCGAUUUGAAACUCGGCAUCAUUGAUUUCGGCAAACUCGAAUACGGCUCGAGAACCGCCGACAAGAAGCUGCGGAAAAUGGAGAAAUUAGUCUCCGCCACGUCGUCUUUGCACGCAGCAUUGGAGGGUUUGACGGAGAUGGAGGUUUCGGAGAGGAGGCUGAAGCAAUUGAAGGAGAGGCAGAUCGAGCUGCUGCAGAAGGCCAAUUUCGACCUUUUCAAUCACAAACUUGAGAAUCAACGCAAGGAUGUUCGUUAUUUCAGAGAAAUUUCACUCUGGUCCAAAACUUUCGAUAAAAGUGUUGACUUGAUGGCAAGAUUUGUAUUCCUUCUGUAUGCAAGAAUUUGCUCUGUUUUAGGACAGGGGAUUAAUCCACCCCCUAUCGAAACAAUCAAGGAAAAGCUCGUUCCGCAUUCGGGUCCUCUUUUAACCACGUCGAAACCUACCAUGGUCCGCUUUUACAGCCGGAAAUCACUUCUCUUCUUCGACGAAGAUGAUAAUGGUAAAGACGGUGAUGGUGGUUAUGGAGCUGACGAAGAAAAGAUUGUGAAAAGCAACAAGGUGUUCCAUUCCGCGGGGCCCACAACGCUUGGCGGGACGGGCCUAGCAUUGCGUUAUGCGGACGUGAUUCUAUUGGCCGACAAGUACUUGGACUCCACCAUAUCGGUAACCCACGAAGAAAGGGAGUCUCUUUAUCAGAUGCUGCCGGAAAAUCUGAAAGCUCUGGUGAAGACGAAGCUGAGCAAGAACAUGAAAUUCGCGGAUGACGAUGCGUCGCUGGCCGAGGGGUGGAGGGAAGCCAUGGAAGACAUGAUGGAUUGGAUCGGACCGAUGGCGAACGAUACCGUGAAUUGGCAGAUGGAGAGGAAUUUCGAGAGGAUGAAGUUCGACGCCAAGCCAUCUGUGCUGUUGCUGCAGACAUUGCAUUUUGCGGAUAAAGAGAAGACCGAGGCUGCCAUAGCCGAGAUCUUGGUUGGGUUGAGUUGCAUUUUCAGAUUCGAAAAUCGUCAAUUAGGCGUUUGAUUAUAGGGCGUGAUUUGUCGAGAAUAUAGCACAAGAAUGGAUUUUUAUGAAGCACAGCAAAAUAAUGUCUAACAGUUUGGAUGAUGAUUAUUAUUAGCUGAUUCUUUCUUUAUUAUGUGGUACUAGUGAUUGAUAUUUGGUAUUGGGAUUCUAAGCAUCUUGUGUUUGUUUGUUUACAUAUGUACACUUAGUCUUAGAAAUUGUAUUAGUUUGUUGAAAAGAUUGUUUCCUGAGGCCAGUUUGGUCAUUUUAUGUGAAAUUCUGUUCAUUGUCUUCA
This is a messenger RNA of Erythranthe guttata (spotted monkey flower), 2087 nucleotides long. Its product is annotated as protein PSK SIMULATOR 1. Lineage: Eukaryota; Viridiplantae; Streptophyta; Magnoliopsida; Lamiales; Phrymaceae. The record is from RefSeq and is a predicted model, not a curated record. Gene Ontology annotation, biological process: positive regulation of growth.